Messenger RNA from Scatophagus argus, 3690 nucleotides. Its product is annotated as mucin-5B-like. Gene Ontology annotation, cellular component: extracellular matrix. NCBI's taxonomy places the organism in Eukaryota, Metazoa, Chordata, Actinopteri, Scatophagidae. Gene Ontology annotation, molecular function: protein binding. The transcript is spliced from 26 exons. The coding region runs from base 1 to 3690 and encodes 1229 amino acids. The record is from RefSeq and is a predicted model, not a curated record.
AUGGGGACUGUAGGACUCCAGUCCACAUUAUGGCUCAUCUACGUGACGCUGCUGGUUGGCUCACUCACUCAGACUGUUAAUGCAUCUCACAUUGGCCAAGUGUGCACAACUUGGGGACACUACCACUGGAAGACCUUUGAUGGAAAUUUCUUCCAGCUGCCCUCCACCUGCAACCAUGUCGUGACCUCGCAGUGCGAGAGCAGCUACGAAAAUUUCAAUGUCCAGAUGAGGCGCAAGAUGGUCAACAAAACCCCCACCAUCAGCAAUAUCCUCAUGCAGCUGGAAGGUUUUGUGGUGGAGCUUUCCAACAAUUCAGUGAUUGUCAAUGGCAAGACGGUGUCUCUGCCUCAUUUCACAUUUGGGGUGACUGUGAAAAGAACCACAUCUAGUAUCACUGUGGAAGCCAAGCUGGGAAUUACGGUUAUCUGGAACCUGGAUGACUCACUCGAUAUUGAAAUAGAUAACAAAUACCAGAACCAGCUAUGUGGACUCUGUGGAAACUUUGAUGGAAACUCCAAUGAUUUAACAAAAGACGGUAAGAUACUUUUCAGCACCGUGUACAGUGUAAAUGGAGCUCCACUGUCUGUGACAGACUAUGCUGAGGCCUUCAAGGUGAAUGGGCCGACAGAGAGCUGCGACGAGACUGAGCUUAGCACACUCGUUAGCUGUGGCGAUAAGCAAUUAUGUUACCAGAUCUUCUCCAGUGAUCCAUUCAGCAGUUGUCAAAACCUUCUGGAUGUGGAAUCCUUCAGUAAAGCCUGUAUGAUUGAUAUGUGCAACUCUAAUGACAGCUCUAAUUCCGUCCUCUGCAAAACCAUCUCAGAGUUCUCCAGACAGUGUGUCCAUGCAGGCGGAAUGCCCCAAAAAUGGAGGAAUGAAACUUUUUGCUACAAGAGCUGUCCAUACAAUAUGGAGUUCUUAGAGUGUAGCAGUCCAUGUCCUGACAGCUGUUCCACCCCUCAGGCCAGUCAGACAUGUGACGUCCACUGCCAUGAUGGCUGCAGCUGCCCUGCCGGAACUGUCUUUGAUGACAUCAGUAACACUGGCUGCAUUGCAGUGAAACAGUGUCCAUGUUUACACAACAACGUAGUCUAUAAAUCAGGAGAGUCCUACUCUUACAACUGUAGAUCCUGUGUGUGUGAUAGUGGUCAGUGGAAAUGCACAGAGGAGAACUGUCCAGGAACCUGCUCUGUGGAGGGAGGAGCUCAUGUCAACACCUUUGAUGGAAAAAUCUACACCUUCCACGGAGACUGCUCCUACGUUCUGGCUCAGGACAGUGAAAAUCGUUACACUGUGCUGGUAGACCUGGUCAAGUGUGGUCUAGCUGACCGAAGAACCUGCCUCAGAGCUGUAACUCUGGCCAUAAAUAACAAUUAUGAGGUGCUUAAAAUCCAGUCAUCUGGGACAGUCUUUGUGGGUAAUGUUGAAUCUCGGCUUCCACUGUUUAAAACGGACCUGAGUGCCUUCAUGCCAUCAUCCUUCUACAUUCUCAUAAACACCAAUGUGGGCUUAAAAGUGAUGGUCCAGCUUUCCCCCAUGAUGCAGGUCUUCAUCACAGCUGACCCUUCCCUCAAUGGAACCACCUCUGGUUUGUGUGGGAACUUCAACAACAUAAUGAGUGAUGACUUUAGGGUGAUCAGUGGGCUGGUGGAGGGCACUGCUGCAAUGUUCGCCAACAAAUGGAAAACCACAGCUAACUGCCCUGACAUCACAACGCGCUUUGGACACCCCUGCAGCCAGAACUUCAACAAGGAGGAUUAUGCCCAGUACUGGUGUUCCAAACUAACAGAUCCCCAGGAAGUGUUUGCUCCUUGCCACGCUGUCAUUAGCCCCAACACAUACAAAGAUAACUGCAUGUAUGACACCUGUAACUGUGAGAAAAGUGAGGAGUGCAUGUGUGCUGCUGUCUCCGCAUAUGUCUAUGCCUGUUCAGCAGCAGGUAUCCACAUCACUGGCUGGAGAAACACCAUCUGUGGCAAAUUCAGUACAUCAUGCCCAGCAGAAAUGGUGUAUGACUACAACAUGACCUGCUGCGAUCGAACCUGCCGUUCCCUCAGCCAGACUGACUACUCUUGCCAGGUCAGCUUCACCACGGUGGACGGCUGUGGCUGUGCAGAGGGAACCUACAUGAAUGACGAAGGGAAGUGUGUGACCAGUACAAGCUGUCCCUGCUAUGAUAAAGACACCAUUAUUAAAGCUGGAGAGGCUUACGGCAAAGAUGGCACCACAUGUAUCUGCAGACAUGGAGUUCUCAGCUGUCCAGGACUCACACAACUGCAGUCCUCACCAACAUGCGUUGCCCCUAUGGUUUAUUUUGACUGCUCCACUGCUCCACCUGGGACUACUGGGGCUGAGUGUCAGAAGAGCUGCGGCAAUCUGGACAUGCCUUCAUGUAUAAGCACAAGCUGUACAUCAGGCUGCAUGUGUCCUGAGGGUCUGGUGUCAGAUGGAUUAGGAGGUUGUAUCAACGAGACAAGCUGUCCCUGCGUGCACAAUGGACAGGUCUACAAGCCUGGACAGACACUGACUGUGGACUGCAACACCUGUUACUGCAGUGAAAGGAAGUUCAUAUGUACCGACAAUGUGUGUGAUUCAGUUUGUGGUAUCUAUGGCGAUGGCCACUACAUCACAUUUGAUGAUAAGAGGUUUGACUUCAAUGGACAGUGUGAAUACACACUCCUACAGGACUACUGUGGCAGCAAUCAGAGCCAUGGCAGCUUCAGAAUCAUCACUGAGAACGUCCAAUGUGGAACAACAGGAACCACCUGCUCCAAGACUGUCAAGAUCUUCCUGGAGGAAAAUGAAUUCCUACUUAAAGAAGAGAACUUCCACGUGAUUAAGGGUAGCAGCCAGGUGUUUCCUGCUCAGGUUCACAAGAUGGGUCUUUACCUAGUGGUGGUGAUCAAGCCGGGACUUGUGAUCAUGUGGGACCAGAAGACAAGUCUUUUCAUUAAACUCGGCCCACAGUUCCAGAGUCAAGUCUGUGGUCUGUGUGGAAACUAUGACGGCAACAGUAAAAACGACUUCACCACACGUUCCCAAGAGUUGGUGGCAGAUGUUCUAGAAUUUGGUAACAGUUGGAGGAUUUCAUCUGGCUGCCCAAACGCUGAACUAAUCACUGAUCCCUGUGCCUCCAACCGCUACCGGGCAGCCUGGGCCCAGAAACAGUGUAGCAUCAUCACCAGUGUCACGUUUCAGAGCUGUCAUUCACAGGUUGAUCCUGGUCCAUACUUUGAUUCUUGUGUAAGAGACUCUUGUGCUUGUGACACUGGUGGAGACUGUGAGUGUGUCUGUACUGCAGUGGCUGCAUAUGCCAAAGCUUGUAAUGAAGGCGGGGUCUGCAUUAAAUGGAGAACUCCAAAGCUGUGCCCUAUUUUCUGUGACUACUAUAACUCCCCUGGUGACUGUGAGUGGCACUACAGACCUUGUGGAGCUGACUGCAUGAAGACAUGUAGGAAUCCGUCAGGAAACUGUUCCAACCUCAUCACUGCUGUGGAAGGCUGCUAUCCACAAUGUCCCCCAGCCCAGCCCUACUUUGAUGAAGACACCAUGACGUGUGUUGCCUGGGACAACUGUGGCUGCUAUGAUGACAAAGGCACCCAUUACAGCAUUGGUGACAAGGUUGCAUCAGAAAACUGUUACAUUUGGUAUGUCUCGUUCAAGGGAUUUAUCUUCACACUAAGGGCUUAG